AUGGAGAACAACGCGGUGUACCUGAGGCACGCGGUGUCCCAGGAGCAGAUCAAGGGCGAGGACGUCGUCUUCGUCCAUGAGGACCUGCAGAACCUUUGCCCCAAUCCGGCGGUCAUGUGCAAGUGGUCACUUUACUGUGUCUGCGAUGGACACGGCGGCAGGUCCGCCGCGAAGUACAUGGAGGAAAACCUGGCCAGGGAGAUGGCCAAGCGGCUGCCAGCACAAUGCCCCCCACCCCUUUUUACAACUGGUUGGCAGGUAUGGGGUGACAAGGUGAGGGAGGCGGUUGUGGAUACCUUCCUUCACCUGGACAAAGACUUUGAGUCCAGGGGGGCGCAUGCGAUGUCCUCAAGCGUUGGUUGCACUGUGAGCCUUGCACUUGUGUGUGGGCAUCUCCUCACCGUUGCCAACAUUGGCGAUUCUGAGGCUUUCCUUGACACGGGCCGAAAGUACAUUGUCGAGAUGACAAAAUCCCACAAAAUUGACAUCAAUGUUAAGGAGCAGGAGCGACUGAAAGAUGCAGGCAGGCAGGUCACCCAACUUGGCAUCGACUUGUACCGUCCAGCUGAAGAUGGAGAGAGGGGUGUGGGCCCAUUGAGGGUGUGGCCAUGUGGCCUUGCAGUCAGUCGAUCGUUGGGUGACUACGACUGUGGGUGUGAAGUUACUGCUGCACCACACAUCCGUCAGGUGGAGAUUCCUAUGCCUGGUGCCAGGCUCAUAUUGGCCUCUGACGGCCUGUGGGACCACGUUACAAGCAGACAGGCCUGCAAGCAGGCAAGGAAGAGUCGCAUUCAUGAGGUCCCUGAGGCGCUCAUUCGUUUCGCUGAGUCGAAAUCCAAGCAAGGCGGGCUCACAGACGACACGUCUGUGCUUGUGUUGGACAUGCUUCCAAACAGUCGGGACGACUUUAAAGACGUUGUGAAGAAGCUCCGUGGCCCAAUCAGUGCCAUUAAGCGCUUUGUUCGAAACAAGGAUGUCGUGAAACCUGCACUGUUGGCGGACUAUGAUGGAGUAGAGAAAGUUGAUAGCUGCCCCCUGCCAGCCUCCAAUACGCCCUUCACGAGAGCGACCACGUAUGAUGGGGAGGUGGUGCCAGUGUCCCUCAACAAUGGUGGCGGUGACAGCCAAGUGUCGAUCAGUACUGAAGGCGAGGGCAGGCAAAUGUCGUUGGGCACCGACGGAGAAGACAGCCAUGAGCUGUUUGUCCUGGGCUCAAACUCAAAGCAGGACUCGCUCGCGUGCUUUGGGCCAGACGCGAACGUCAGCAAGAUUCUCAACCCAGACGCAAUAGCAGCCUCAGAGUCCUUGUAG
Ostreobium quekettii is the source of this 1311-nucleotide messenger RNA. Lineage: Eukaryota; Viridiplantae; Chlorophyta; Ulvophyceae; Bryopsidales; Ostreobiaceae. The record is from the annotation of a GenBank genome assembly.